GGAGGAAGGGGCCGAGCCGGGAGAGCCCCCGCCCCGGGAGGAAGGGGAGGAGGCCGGGUGUUUCCUGGCGCAUUCCCGGCCCGCCCGAGUGACUCACUCGGUCCGGAAACUCCCAGGGCCCGCCCGGGACCCCCGAGCAGCCGCCGCGGACCCAGGCCAGGAUGGCAGCCCAGGUGACCCUGGAGGAUGCACUGUCCAACGUGGACCUCUUGGAGGAGCUGCCUCUGCCUGACCAGCAGCCCUGCAUUGAGCCCCCACCGUCCUCACUGCUCUAUCAGCCAAAUUUCAACACUAAUUUUGAAGACAGAAAUGCAUUUGUUACCGGCAUCGCAAGAUACAUUGAACAAGCAACUGUCCACUCUAGCAUGAAUGAGAUGCUGGAGGAAGGCCAAGAGUACGCUGUCAUGCUCUACACCUGGAGAAGCUGCUCUCGGGCCAUCCCACAGGUGAAAUGUAACGAACAGCCUAACAGAGUUGAAAUUUAUGAGAAAACCGUGGAGGUCCUUGAGCCUGAGGUCACAAAACUGAUGAAUUUUAUGUACUUCCAGAGAAACGCCAUUGAGCGUUUUUGUGGGGAGGUGAGGCGCCUCUGCCACGCAGAGAGAAGGAAGGACUUCGUGUCCGAAGCCUACCUGAUCACCCUGGGCAAGUUCAUCAACAUGUUUGCUGUGCUGGACGAGCUGAAGAACAUGAAGUGCAGUGUGAAGAACGACCACUCGGCCUACAAGAGGGCUGCUCAGUUUUUACGUAAAAUGGCAGAUCCACAGUCCAUCCAGGAAUCACAGAAUCUAUCCAUGUUCCUGGCCAACCACAACAAGAUCACACAAUCUCUGCAACAGCAGCUUGAAGUGAUUUCUGGUUAUGAAGAGCUCCUAGCAGACAUCGUGAAUCUCUGUGUGGAUUACUAUGAGAAUAGAAUGUACCUGACGCCCAGUGAGAAACACAUGCUUCUCAAAGUCAUGGGAUUUGGUCUAUAUUUAAUGGAUGGAAGUGUCAGCAACAUUUAUAAACUAGAUGCCAAGAAAAGAAUAAACUUAUCCAAAAUAGACAAAUACUUCAAGCAACUCCAGGUGGUUCCGCUGUUUGGAGACAUGCAAAUAGAACUGGCCCGGUACAUCAAGACCAGCGCCCACUAUGAAGAAAAUAAAUCUCGAUGGACCUGCACAUCCUCCAGCAGCAGCCCGCAGUACAACAUCUGCGAGCAGAUGGUCCAGAUUCGGGAGGACCAUAUGCGCUUCAUCUCGGAACUGGCACGCUACAGCAAUAGCGAGGUGGUUACGGGCUCAGGCCGCCAGGAGGCUCAGAAGACGGACGCUGAAUACCGGAAGCUCUUUGACUUGGCUCUUCAAGGUCUUCAGCUGCUGUCCCAGUGGAGUGCUCAUGUGAUGGAAGUGUAUUCAUGGAAACUUGUGCACCCAACGGACAAGUACUCUAACAAGGACUGCCCUGACAAUGCUGAGGAGUAUGAGCGUGCCACCCGCUACAACUACACCAGCGAGGAGAAGUUUGCCCUGGUGGAGGUGAUUGCCAUGAUCAAAGGCCUGCAGGUGCUGAUGGGCAGGAUGGAGAGUGUGUUCAACCAUGCCAUCCGCCACACCGUCUAUGCUGCACUACAGGACUUCUCCCAGGUCACCCUCAGGGAGCCACUCCGGCAGGCCAUCAAGAAGAAGAAGAAUGUCAUCCAGAGUGUCCUGCAGGCCAUCAGGAAGACUGUGUGUGACUGGGAGACAGGGCAUGAGCCCUUCAACGACCCAGCCCUGCGAGGCGAGAAGGACCCAAAGAGUGGCUUCGACAUUAAAGUGCCGCGGCGCGCUGUAGGACCCUCCAGCACCCAGCUUUACAUGGUGAGGACCAUGCUAGAGUCCCUCAUUGCAGACAAAAGUGGUUCCAAGAAAACCUUGAGAAGUAGCCUUGAGGGGCCCACCAUAUUGGACAUAGAAAAAUUUCAUCGAGAGUCAUUCUUCUACACCCACUUGAUAAAUUUCAGUGAGACACUGCAGCAGUGCUGUGACCUUUCUCAAUUGUGGUUCCGAGAGUUCUUUCUGGAGUUGACAAUGGGCAGAAGGAUCCAAUUCCCCAUUGAGAUGUCCAUGCCCUGGAUCCUGACAGACCACAUCUUGGAAACCAAAGAGGCAUCAAUGAUGGAGUACGUCCUCUACUCCCUGGACCUAUACAAUGACAGCGCCCACUACGCCCUCACCAGGUUCAACAAGCAGUUUCUCUAUGAUGAAAUCGAGGCAGAGGUGAAUCUCUGUUUUGACCAAUUUGUUUAUAAGCUGGCAGACCAGAUAUUUGCAUAUUAUAAGGUUAUGGCAGGAAGUUUGCUUCUUGAUAAACGGUUACGAUCAGAAUGCAAGAAUCAGGGCGCAACCAUCCAUCUCCCGCCAUCGAACCGCUAUGAGACACUGCUCAAGCAGAGGCAUGUGCAGCUUCUGGGCAGGUCCAUCGACCUCAAUCGUCUGAUUACCCAGCGCGUCUCCGCUGCCAUGUACAAGUCCCUGGAACUGGCAAUUGGGCGAUUUGAGAGUGAAGACCUGACAUCAAUAGUUGAGCUGGAUGGCCUCUUAGAAAUCAACCGCAUGACCCACAAGCUGCUGAGCAAGUACCUGACUCUGGACAGCUUUGAUGCCAUGUUCCGGGAGGCCAACCACAACGUGUCUGCACCUUACGGGAGAAUCACCCUCCAUGUCUUCUGGGAGCUCAACUAUGACUUCCUGCCCAACUACUGCUACAACGGCUCCACCAACCGGUAA
Messenger RNA from Odocoileus virginianus texanus, 2753 nucleotides. Lineage: Eukaryota; Metazoa; Chordata; Mammalia; Artiodactyla; Cervidae. The record is from RefSeq and is a predicted model, not a curated record.